This is a messenger RNA of Sclerotinia trifoliorum, 951 nucleotides long. Lineage: Eukaryota; Fungi; Ascomycota; Leotiomycetes; Helotiales; Sclerotiniaceae. The record is from the annotation of a GenBank genome assembly.
UUACUCCCCCGGAUUCAACUCUUCGGACAUCCGAUCGAUAAUGAACUCAUUUGCACAACUCUUCCGAACGAGCUUCAAUACAAUAAAAGUUUAAAAGUACAAAAAUAUUUAGCAUCGUCUCAGGACAAGCUUAACAAGCUAGACGAUCAAUUGAACGUUGUUAAACUCCAACAACCAUCAACCAUCAAAAACAACCAAAAAUGACAACUCCACAACGAGAAACCCUCCCAAAUGGCCUACCAAAUAUCCAACGUCUAAUCACAACCACAAACCCAAAUGGCAAAGCCAUCCUUGAACCCAGCAUCUCCCCAACCCCCAUCUGGCAACCCAUCCAAAACAACGACAUGUCCUUCUUCCUCGCCUACACAACCCACCAAUUCCCCAUCUCCCUCUCACACGCCACAUCAUCAUCCCAAAACUCCACCUCCCCAACCCCUACCGACAUAGCCUCUUACACAAACGAUCUCUCUAACCCACCUGGUCUCUCCAUCUCCACGGGGACAGUUGUGCGUUUUGUAGAUUUUAAACCUGAUGUUUCGUGUCCGAUGCAUAAGACGGUGAGUUUGGAUUAUGGUGUUGUGGUGGAGGGGGUGGUUGAGUUGGUUUUGGAUUCUGGGGAGACGAGAGUUAUGCACAGGGGUGAUGUUUGUGUGCAGAGGGCUACGAGUCAUUUGUGGAGGAAUGUUACGGAGGGGCUGGGCGAGGAUGAUGUUUGUUUUGACGGCGGUGGAGAGGGGGUGGGGUUUGAGGAGGUGGGAGUGGAGGGAUGGAUGGGGUGAGGAGGAGUGAGUAGGUUUUGGUGUUUGGGGUUGGGUUGGAGGAUAGGGGAGAGUCCGAGUUAGGAAGAUCUGUUAUAUUUCAUCGGUAGUUGGCGACGCAAUUUACCCAUAAGCACAGACUAGACUUGCUGUCUAACUUACAAUAGACGAAAGAUAAUCUUACAAUUGCACA